Molecule: messenger RNA, 3783 nt
Organism: Fomitiporia mediterranea MF3/22
Lineage: Eukaryota; Fungi; Basidiomycota; Agaricomycetes; Hymenochaetales; Hymenochaetaceae
Product: WD40 repeat-like protein
Exons: 2
Coding region: 1-3783 (1260 amino acids)
Molecular function (GO): protein binding
Source: RefSeq, a predicted model, not a curated record
AUGAAUGCAUUCAAGCGUGGUCGAUGCCUCGAAGAUACGCGGAUAGAGGUUCUGAACGAAAUCAUGGAUUGGCUUUUAUCAGACACGGAGCAAAACAUCCUAUGGUUGCGCGGCGUCGCGGGAUCUGGGAAGAGCACGAUUGCGACGACGAUCGCCGAGUACUGUCGUGAGAUGUCGUGCCUUGGUGCAUUUCUAUUUUUCAAUCGAGUCGAUGGUGCUGAGGACCAGCUCACCUCUAUUUUCCGGACGAUUGCAUUCCAACUUGCCUUAUUUGACUCGUCUAUUGCGAAGCAAGUCGAGUCUGCUAUUCAAAGAAGUGACCGUAUCGUUGAGGCUGUCGCUGAGAUGCAGUUCAAGAGGCUCAUUUAUGAACCACUCAUGGCAGCAAGAGAGGAUAUGCAGGGACAUACUAUCAUUGUCCUCGACGCAUUGGAUGAAUGUGGUACUCCUGAAUCACGGAGAACAUUGAUGUCACUCUUGAAACGAGAAAUUGGGAGGUUACCCUCCUGUUUCCGAUUCCUCAUUACGAGCAGGCCUGAGGCUGACAUCAAUGCGGUAUUGUCAUCAAAUGCAAAUAAAUUUGUGCACGAACUUGCCUUAGAUUCGGGCUCGGAUACCAGCCGACGAGAUGUUCUGCAAUACAUCGAUCACGAAAUAAAAGUGAUUUUCGAGGAUUUAGGUCUCGAGAUGCCGAAUGAAUGGGGCACGUAUCGGAAACAGCUCCUCGACGCGUCUCAGGGACUCUUCAUUUGGGCAUCGACGGCAAUCAAGCUAGUUAAGGACAACCCUAGCCCAUUUGAAGAACUCGAGAGUAUCGUUGGGAAAUCUCAUUUGCUUAGUGGCCUUGACCGAUUGUAUGAAUCUGUGCUCAGGGCUUCUGGAGUUGUUUCAGAACGGUAUCCUUCAUCUCUCAUACGCUUCUCUCAAAUAUUUGGUCUCAUCCUGUUGAGCAAUGCACCACUGUCAGACAUUACGAUUGACGCAAUCCUAGGAUUGUCGAGCCAUAACUCAUCACGUCUAAUUCUUUCGAAACUGCAGAGUGUAGUCGCAUUCACCCCGGGAAAGCCUGUGCAUGUUUUCCAUACAUCGUUCGCAGACUAUCUCACGUCAGAUCCCUGCUCAAAGCCUUGCUCAACACACAUAGACCCUGUUGACUGUCUAUCCGGCCCAUGGUUUAUCGAUACAUCCUUGCAGCAGUUGGAUAUUACCAAGCGAUGCUUUAUUGUUAUGAAGGACAUGCUUCAUUUCAAUAUGUGCAAUCUCGAAUCGUCUUUUGUAUACAAUGGCGAGGUUGUCGGGAUUAACGAUUGUAUCAACGACACGAUACCUUUUCAGCUGUGGUAUGCGUGCAUAUACUGGGCAUACCACCUCAUUAACGCACCGCACUCACGCGAGCUGUUGGAUGAGUUAAUAUCAUUCGCACGCAAGCGGUUGCUGUAUUGGUUUGAGGUGAUUGGCCUACUGGGCCUGGUGCGUAGUCAUGAUUCGGACGUUUUUUUAUUCCUGAAGGACGCUAGUGGACUCGCCUCCGAAUUCGCCAUACCCAUGACCGAAAGCACACCGCACAUCUACGUCUCCAUGCUCCCGCUCAUGAAGGGUGAAUCAGAAGUUGCUGCUCACUACUCGAAACAGAUAUCUCGGAUGGUAGAAGUGGAUCGAAUAGGGACGAAACGGCCACCGCUGUGGUUGAAGGUCUUGGAGGGACAUUCGGAUAUUGUUCAGUCUGUUGUGUUCUCGCCUGAUGGGAAGUGCAUCGCGUCGGCCUCUGAUGACGGGAUGGUCAGAAUCUGGGACGUUGAAAGCGGUGAGGUGCUAUGUGAACUUUCUGACGAGAACGGAUUCGGUACCAUUUCUGUCGCAUUCUCAUCAGACGGGCGUCGCAUCGCCUCUGGAUCAUGGGACAAGACAGUCUCGAUCUGGGACAUUGAGUUGAGGAAAGUGGUGUCAGGACCAUUUAAAGGGCAUACCGAAGGUGUGUGGGCUGUUGCAUUUUCACCAGAGGGAACGCACGUUGCUUCAGCCUCUGAGGACAAGACGAUAAGAUUGUGGGACGUCAAGGGUGCAUCCACUGUUCAUGUUCUCGAAGGACAUACAGCUGCUGUACGUUCCGUCGUCUUCUCCUCUGACGGGAAGCGAAUUGUUUCGGGCUCCAAGGACAAGACAAUUCGAGUCUGGGACGCGAUGACGGGACAGGCCAUUAGCGAGCCUUUCGUAGGAUACACGGGUGAAGUUAACUCUAUAGCAAUCUCGCCCGACGACAGGUACGUCGUCUCUGGCUCGGAUGAUUUCACAGUGAGAGUCUGGGACGUGGAGAGCGGCAAAGUUGUUGCAGGCCCAUUUUUGCACUCAAAUUUUGUUCAUUCUGUCGUAUUUUCGUCCGACGGAAGGCGUGUUUUGUCAGGAUCCGGUGAUCGUACAAUUGUUGUCUGGGACAUAGAGAGUGGUGACAUAGUUUCUGGUCCUUUCACUGGCCAUGGAGAUACUGUUCGUUCUGUUGCCUUUUCGCCUGAUGGGUCACACAUCGUAUCAGGAUCCGAUGACAGGACUGUCAGACUCUGGGGCGCGUCGAUUGGCAAGAUUGUGUCCGACACUUCUUCCAGGCACACAGAAGCAGUUAGGUCUGUUGCUUUCUCUCUGGAUGGCAGUCAGAUAGUAUCAGGCUCUUGGGAUAAAUCAGUGAGGCUCUGGGACACCAGUACUGAGCAAGUAGCUUCCGUGCUGUUUGAGGGACAUAUGGACUUCGUUAAUUUUGCUGCCUUUUCGCCUAAUGGGGAUCGAAUCGUCUCCGGUUCCGAGGAUAAAACUGUCGUUAUCUGGGACGUAAACGGCCGUGAGAUGACAUUCGAGCCGCUCAUAGGGCACUCCGACGCUGUCACUUCAAUCGCCUUCUCUCCUGACGGCACACGUAUCGUCUCUGGCUCUUUUGAUAGAACCAUCAUCAUCUGGAAUGCUGAGAACGGAGGCAUGAUUGCUCAAUCUGAACAACUGCACACGACUAAAGUCUGGACUGUCGCCUUCUCGCCGGAUGGCACAUUUAUCGCAUCGGCGUCUGUCGACAACGACGUCGUCAUCUGGAAUGCCGAAAGCGGGAAAUGUGUUUCCGGACCUUUCAAGGCGCCCAAAGACAGCACUCAACAGUAUUUUGCGCCAUUUGCCUUCUCCCCUGAUGGGAGCUUUAUUGCCUCGCGCAGUUUGGACGAUGAUAUCAUUAUUCGCGACGUGCAGAGUGGCCAGAUCGUCUCUGGACCGCUGGAGAGGCACAGCAACACAGUCACGUCCGUUGCGUUUUCACAUGACGGGGCGUACCUUGUUUCUGCGUCCUACGAUCGGACGGUUAUUGUUUGGGAUGCAAGUAAUGGAAGUACCGUUUCUGAGCCGUACAAUGGACAUUCUGGUGGUAUUACUUGCGUCGCCUUUUCACCAGACAGUUCGCGUAUCGUUUCCUGCUCUUUUGACGCGACAAUACGUAUUUGGGAUGUACCAGGCAAAGAAGGCGAUUCUUUAAUGACCAGGAGUCUGCAAGGCAAUGUGGUCGCUGCAUGCUCCGACAUACAAGGCGUCGACAAUGGCCUUGCAAAUUGGACCGUUACAGACAACGGAUGGGUAUUAGGACCACAAGGCGAGUUGCUCUUAUGGCUUCCUCCCGACAUUCGUCCGACUCUCUGGCGACCACAGAACACAGCCGUCUUCAGUUGCGAAUUCUCCACAAAGUUGAAUUUCAAGGACGUUGCACAUGGCCAGUAUUGGCAGGAAUGUUUCAAUCCGGAUUUAGACUUUGACUAG